UUUAGUUUGUGAAACAUUGCUGUCUAUUGCGGUUUAAAUUAUAAAUUGUUGGUGAAAUGUGUUGUGAAUCUGAAAAGUGAAAAGAAAAUACCGCAACACUUCACUGUUACUAUUUAAAUUCGUCGCACCGGUUGUUUGCCCUAACCAUUUAUUUGAAAGCAAAUAUGCAAAUUAACUAAACAAUCGCCUCGUGCCGUAAGAAAUAGCACAAUAAUCAGCUAAAUAACAAAACAAAAAAAAUUAUCUAAAAAUGUUUUUCAAUGUGAAUUUCAAACUGUUGUGUAUGAUCUGCGUUAGUGCCGUAUCUGUCUGUAAUCAGUUGAAAUCGCAAAAGAACAAAAGUAACAGCAUAAACAGCAGCAGCAGUAGUUGUUAAGUAAAUAAAGUGGGAAGUGAAAAAACGUCGACAAAAGAUAAGUCGAAAGCGCCUCACAUCGCGUCGCGUCGCGUUUUCUCAACCCGUAUCAAAUUGCGCUUUUAAGCGCAUCGAGUCGCGCCAAGUGUGGCUUUAAAUCGAGUUUAUCAGCGAGUAGAAAUAAAUAGACAACAACAACAACAAUCACUGUCCUUGCGUCUAAAUUGAACCCCCUUGUGCGCAAGUUAAAUCGAAUUAACUCUCAAUCGUGUUCGUAUCGCGUCGUGUCGCGGCACACAACUGCGUUACUAAAAAGAGAACAAAUACGUCACAUUUCAUACAGAAUCAGAAUCCAACAACAGAGCUGCUGAGUUGCUUGUAUGUUGACAUUCCGCUACUUAGAUUCUAAGUAAAGCAUUCAAUUGGAUUAAGUUGACCUUCAGAGGCAAUUGUAGCAGCCAAGCAAAUAUCACAAAGCGUACCGCAUUACGCUUCGUGUCCAAUACACUUGUCCGUCACUUGUUCCUCCUACCUUCAUUUCGCUGCAUUUCAUCACAGUACUUCCAACGUUAAACAGCAUGGCGACAAAUACCGAAAUUCUACCCUUUCAUCAUCACACGACCAUUUCCCUACAAACUGCCGCUGCACUCACCAGCUACCAUGGCGGUGGUAGUGGUGGUGGUGGUGGCGGUAGCGGAGGCGGCGGCGGCAGCGUUGGCAAUCACAACAACGGCCCACCCGCUGGUGCAGUACUUCCAACCGCUACUCAAUUGGCCGCAGCCGCUUGGAAUAUGGAAGAUUGCCUAUACCAACAGACUGAACUUCCCGCCCUCACACAGCGCGCCCAUCAUUUGUUGCGUUUCACACCGUAUGCGUUGCAUCAUCGCUCCCAACUGCAGACACUACCAUCCGCGUUGUACCUCCAGCAGGCUGCGGCUGCUGCAGCUGCUGCGGCCGCACAUGCGCAGCACCACCAUCAUCAUCAUCACCAUCACCACCACCAACAUCGACCCGCGUCGCCGGAGAGUCCGCCACCUAUUGAGGGUACACAUAUUAGCAAUCUCUUCCCCGAAAUUCUCGAGAUGAUUUUCCAGAAGCUAACGGUACGCGAUUUGGGUCGUGCCGCGCAAGUAUGUGUAGCCUGGCGCGACGCCGCAUACGCCAAGAGUGUAUGGAAAGGUGUUGAGGCCAAGUUGCAUCUAAAGCGUUCCAGUCCUAGUCUCUUCAAUUCAUUGGUGCGUCGAGGCAUAAAAAAAGUGCAGAUACUGUCGCUGCGGCGCUCACUUAAGGAUCUCGUGCUCGGCGUGCCAUCACUAGUCUCGCUUAAUUUGAGCGGUUGCUUCAAUGUGGCUGAUCUGAAUUUGGGUCAUGCCUUCUCUGUGGAUCUGCCGAAUCUGAAAGUACUCGAUUUGUCCCUGUGCAAACAGAUUACCGAUACGAGUUUGGGACGCAUUGCGCAGCAUCUGAAGAACUUGGAGACACUCGAACUCGGCGGUUGCUGCAACAUUACGAAUACCGGUCUGCUGCUCAUCGCGUGGGGUCUGAAAAAACUGAAGCACUUAAAUUUACGUUCCUGUUGGCACAUCAGCGAUCAGGGUAUCGGACAUUUGGCCGGCCUGAGCAAAGAGACCGCUGAGGGUAAUCUAGAGUUGGAGUAUCUGGGUUUGCAGGAUUGCCAACGACUCAGCGACGAAGCGCUCGGUCAUAUAGCACAAGGUCUAUCGUCACUAAAAUCCAUCAACCUGAGCUUUUGCGUCUCCGUCACGGACAGCGGCCUCAAGCACUUGGCACGUAUGCCUAAACUUGAACAACUUAAUCUACGUUCCUGCGACAACAUCUCCGACAUUGGCAUGGCGUACCUCACCGAAGGGGGCAGUGGUAUUACCUCACUCGACGUCAGUUUCUGCGACAAGAUCAGCGAUCAGGCGCUCACACACAUCGCCCAGGGCCUCUAUCGGCUCCGUUCGCUCAGUCUAAAUCAGUGCCAAAUUACCGAUCAGGGUAUGUUGAAGAUCGCAAAGUCACUACAGGAACUAGAAAAUCUUAAUAUUGGACAAUGUAGUCGCAUAACGGACAAGGGACUAGAAACACUCGCGCAAGAUCUGGUAAAUUUGAAGACGAUUGAUCUGUACGGUUGCACGCAAUUAUCCUCCAAGGGUAUCGAUGUGAUUAUGAAAUUGCCGAAGUUGUUAAAACUGAAUCUUGGACUGUGGCUCGUAAGAUGAUGCGUUCAACGCAGCAAACACAAACAAUACGCAAAUAGGGUUGCACGACAUCGUCGACUGGAGGGUAUUUCAAAAGUAGGAUGGUAUAACAAUUUGGUUAAUCGGAGAAUUCACAGCGGUAACAAAGGGCGAGUAAUAAAGAGUAAGAUGAAGGAAGAGCGUGCGCUCUUCGGGCGGGUGUGUUUCCUCGACAGUCGAUUCCACGUUGCCGGAACGAAGCGGAUUUUAAUCCGGCCAAGGUCUGUCACUUCAGCAGCAUUCUCCAAAAAUGUAUGGGGAAUGUUUAUGAGCUUACAACAACAAUAACAACAAGGCGGGUGCGUAAUGCGAAGUUAUUUCCGAAAUUGACCACAACCAAAUAUCACUUUUAACCAAAAAUGACGCUAAUAUAUUUACGCAAGCGUUCAACUCUGGCGAGUUUUCUUUGCUGCAUCCCACCUAACGGUCGCAUAGGAAAUAAACCUGCACGAAGAAUGGGCCACGGAGCAAACGGCUGAGACCCUGAACCGAGAAUUAUGCAGCAAAGCAGCAAUAAAUAAUUAUACAAAUACACACGAGUGCGCGCAUACGAACGCAUACAGACGCACACAGAUAAAUAGAUUGUAAGGCGAACAUGCAAACCGGCCGACAGCGAACAAAUAAGCGCACGAGGCGCUACCGGACCGAAAGCAAUGCAGAUGGGAUGUAGUGAGGAGGCGAAAAGGCAACUUUGCAGAAGGGUGAAUAAUAUUUAAAAAAUAAAAUUCCUAAAUAAGCUGAAAAAAAUUACCACAAAAAAACAAACGUGUUGAAAAUAACAAAAGAGAAAAACAAAAACAAGAAAGCCAACACAACAGACAAACUCAAGAGCAGCAGCCACAGCAACAGCAACAAAACUAAGGUACAACAACAAUAAACGUGGCGGCAACGCAUGCAUGACUUUCGUUUCCCAUAAACACGCCGUGUACUAAAUUUAAAACAGCAAUGAAGAAGCCAAUAAAAAACGCAAAUAGCAAAAAAAAACACAAAAAAUUAAAAAAAAAAAAAUAAUAAAUAAAAAAACGGAUUAAACAGCAACGGCAACAAGAACAUCAGCAGCUUCAGCUAAAACAGCAACAACAACAAUUAACUUGUGCGCAGAGUCAGACACGCAAUGCAGCGCAGUCAAACAGGCAGGCAGACAGCCAGAUAGUCCACUGGUAUUGGGACGGACAACAGACCAGCUGCAUAACCAAGCAGCCAGUCAGACAAACAACCAAACCCAUGGACACAUGUGUGCCGAAGAGUGCCUAAGUAUGCAAGUAUGACGUAUGUAUGUGUGCAUGUAGCUGCACUGGAAUCAUGACUACUACGGCCAAAGCGCGCAUGCAUGGUUGCCUUAAUGGUUUGCGGACAGCCUGGCUGCUAGAGUGCCUGGUGGAGCGGUAGUGAGGCGUGGAUCGGAAGGCUUAGUUGGCAUGCCAUGGCAUGGCAGUCCUCCAACCAACCAACACGGCUUGACUUGGCUGCAUGGAUGGCUAACCACUUGCAUUGGUUUGCGAUGGCGGCUGACCGCCUUGGUUUCGUUUAUUCUGAGCAUUACGUACACGCCUAUGUGCAUAUGUAUGUAUGUAUGGGUGUAUUGUAUGUUUAUUUGGGAUGCAUGCAGACGGUAAAUAUCGCGGCGGUGGUAGGGGUGGGAUUGAGCAAUGAGUUGAGGAAAUGUAAAGAUCUAUGCGCACGACAUAAAGCUUGUUGUUGCCUGAUUACUGAAGGAUGCAAGUGUGGAUAAGAAAAAAAUCCAGAGCAACAAAAAAUACAAAACGCAGAAGAGAAGUUUAUUAAAGUGUUUGAAGAAAUUGAUAAAAGUCGUUUGCAUGCUGAUCGUAGCUGCAAAUGUUUAGGCGAUAUUAAUACAACAACAACAUGAAAGAAAAUCAAGCCACGAAAGUCACGCUCGGUCGGUCAGCUGUUAAAGAGACAACAACAACAUGCUUGCCAAAGCGAACGCAGCCAUUAACAACAACGAGCAGCAACAAUAGAAGGAAGUUUAACAACAAAAAAGAAGGAGAGCGACAAACCGCGAAAGUACACGAAACCAACUCGGCAAAAACGCGAAGGAAAGGCGCAAUAACAACUUGCACUGAACAGUACCUAUCACAGCAACAGAGGAGGGGCAUUUAGUGGAGAUUUGGAGCGACAACAGAAAUCGAAACAACAGCGCAACACCGUCACAGUGGCAGCACAACAAUAACAACAUCAACACCAAUAGCAGCAGCAAUAAUGGCGGAGGCGUCAGCGGCACCAACAACAAGAACAACAACCGUGAGUGCAGUGAAACGCAGCCGUGCAAGGCUCACUUUUCAGGCGUAUUUAGCAUACCCAGCUGAGGUUGAGCUUAUUUCAGACGGCACCGAAACAAGGCGAAGUUUAAGGCAUAGCAGCAACAGCAUAAGCACUAAAAGCAACAAUAACAACAGAAGAAGUAAAUGCACGCGCGACCCUCACUGUUGGCGCAAAAAAAAAAAAAUUAAGAAAAAAUACAAAAAUAAAGAAAUGAAUUAAAAUAAACACACGCACACCUGCAAAUCAUUGGCAAGCAAGUACAUACAAUAAGAAACAAACUGAAUAAAUCGGCGGUAACAAAAAACAGAAAAAAA
This is a messenger RNA of Anastrepha obliqua, 5198 nucleotides long. It is a transcript of the gene Ppa, whose product is annotated as F-box/LRR-repeat protein 14. Bases 934 to 2580 code for a protein of 548 amino acids. The transcript has a single exon. Gene Ontology annotation, molecular function: protein binding. Gene Ontology annotation, biological process: SCF-dependent proteasomal ubiquitin-dependent protein catabolic process. Gene Ontology annotation, cellular component: SCF ubiquitin ligase complex. The record is from RefSeq and is a predicted model, not a curated record. Lineage: Eukaryota; Metazoa; Arthropoda; Insecta; Diptera; Tephritidae.